Messenger RNA from Lolium rigidum, 996 nucleotides. Its product is annotated as glycosyltransferase family protein 64 C3. Bases 1 to 996 code for a protein of 331 amino acids. The record is from RefSeq and is a predicted model, not a curated record. Lineage: Eukaryota; Viridiplantae; Streptophyta; Magnoliopsida; Poales; Poaceae. The transcript has a single exon. Gene Ontology annotation, cellular component: membrane. Gene Ontology annotation, molecular function: glycosyltransferase activity.
AUGCCGUCGUCGCACCACCGCCACCUUGUCCUCUUCAUUCUCAUCCUGCUCGUCACUGUGGCAUUCUCUGCCGUCGCUGCAGUCGGUGGAGAACAAGACGCGUCCUGCGACGCGGAGUACCGCCAAGAAGACCUCCGGCCGGACCGGCUGACGGUGCUCCUGAGCGGCUACUCGGAGCGGCGGCUCCCGCUCCUCCGCGCCAUCGCGGGGGCCUACGCCGCCCACCCGCUGGUCCUCGCCGUCAUCGUGCUCUGGUGCAACCCCUCCACCCCGGACGACCGCCUCCGCCUCCCGCGCUUCCCGCCGCGGGUCUCCCUCCACCGCACCGCCUCCGCGUCCCUCAACGCCCGCUUCCUCCCGCACCCGUCCAUCCGCACCGCCGCGGUGGCCGUGGCCGACGACGACGUCCUCCCGGACGCCGCGGCCAUCUCCUUCGCGUUCGCCGCCUGGCAGCAGCAGCAGCACCCGGGCUCCCUCGUCGGCUUCUUCCCGAGGUCGCACCGCCUCGACCUGGCCCGCGGGAGGUGGGCGUACGCCGCGCCGCAGCCGGGGCGCUACUCCAUGGUGCUCACCAAGUUCAUGGUCCUCGGCGUGGACCUCCUCCGCAGGUACUCCUGCUCCCCGGAGCUCGCGCCGGCGCGCGCGGUCGUGGACCGGGAGCGCAACUGCGAGGACAUCCUAAUGAACUUCGUGGCCGCCGAGGAGUCCGGGGAAGGGCCCGUGCUCGUGGAGGCCGGCAGCGUCAGGGACUGGGGCGACCCGAGGAACGACGCCAACGCCGGCGCCGGCGCUGCCGCGGAGAUGAAGGCCGUGGGCUUGAGCUCCACAGGCGGCGUGGGGCACCUGGAGAAGAGAGGGGAGUGCAUCACCGAGUUCCACCGGCUGCUUGGGAGGAUGCCGUUGCGGUACAGCUACGGGAAGCUCGUGGUGGCCGCCGUCGGCGAGCAGGGGUUGUGCAGCAAAGGCGGCCGACUCGUCCGGUGCGACCGGGAGUAG